Messenger RNA from Anopheles funestus (African malaria mosquito), 4155 nucleotides. Its product is annotated as ceramide synthase 6. Gene Ontology annotation, cellular component: membrane. Lineage: Eukaryota; Metazoa; Arthropoda; Insecta; Diptera; Culicidae. Gene Ontology annotation, molecular function: sphingosine N-acyltransferase activity; DNA binding. Gene Ontology annotation, biological process: ceramide biosynthetic process. The record is from RefSeq and is a predicted model, not a curated record. The transcript has 5 exons. The coding region runs from base 481 to 1653 and encodes 390 amino acids.
UACCCGCUUAAUAAACAUUGGGUUUUCGUCGACCGAAGUAGGUGGAACGUUUGACACUUGCGCUUAUUGAUUUUGCUUUCCGCAAAGUUAAUUUUUAGAGAGUUUUUUGCAUCGUGUCCCCGUAUUCCGAUUGGUGUUUCGAUUCUGUACACCUCAAUAUCGCAGAAGUGAUAACAGUGGUGAUAAUUGUUGGCUUGUGAUGCGUGCAUACUAAGGCAACGGAACGCCAUCACGACGUGAUUCCGUGAGUGAUGAAAUGAUGAGCUGUAAAUAGUGUUGCGGUGUGUUAAAUCAUCUCGUGCGGUUUGCUCUGGUCCCCGGUACGGUAGACCUAGUGCACAUUGCUGUAACUGCAUCUCAAGUGUCUCAGUUUUGUGUCAGGCGUGCAAGUCCAUACCCAUCAGUGCAACGCAAGUGUGCCCCAGUGAACCAGUAUAGUGUUUGUUCCGUUCGUUUCAACCGGGCCCCGGCUACAGCACCAUGGAGAUAGUGCGGGCCGUUUCGGACACGUUCUGGUCGACGAAAGUGUGGCUGCCACCGAACACCACCUGGGAGGACAUCCGGCCGGGUGUGCGAUCGGACGUGAACCAUGCCGACUACCGGCACCUGAUCUAUCCGAUUCCGAUAGCAGCGGUGAUAAUUGUGCUACGUUGGGUCGUGGAACGAUAUUGGAUUGCACCGAUCGGUAAGGCGAUCGGUAUUAAGAGCACCGGACCAAAGCCACCGAGACCAAAUAAAGUCCUGGAAGCGGCAUACAAUGUCAACAGCCGGCUUAAUCACAAAACGAUCGUGCGGCUGGUGAAGCAGGUGGAUAUGACAGAGCGACAUAUCGAGUACUGGUGGAGACGUCGCCGGGCACAGGAUAAACCAACGACGCUGGUCAAGUUUUGCGAAACGUCCUGGCGGUGCAUCUACUACACGUACAGCUUCAUCUUCGGUUGUAUCGUCAUGUACGAUAAGCCAUGGCUGUGGGAAAUCAAACACUGCUGGUAUGGCUACCCGCACCAAUCGGUCACAAAUGAUAUCUGGUGGUACUACAUGAUCUCGAUGGCCUUCUACUGGUCGCUGACGGCCUCCCAGUUCUACGAUGUAAAGCGAAAAGAUUUCUGGCAGAUGUUUGCCCACCACAUGAUCACGAUACUGCUGAUGGCGCUCAGCUGGAUGUGCAACCUGCAUCGGGUCGGUUCGCUUGUGCUUUUGGUGCACGAUUGUGCAGACAUUUUCCUGGAGUCCGCUAAACUAACGAAGUACGCACAGUAUCAGAAAGUGUGUGACACGAUCUUUGCCAUCUUCACCGUUGUGUGGAUCGUGACGAGAUUGAUUCUCUAUCCACGAAUCAUCUACAGCUCGUCUGUGGAGGCGCCACAGAUUCUACCAAUGUUCCCCGCGUACUACAUCUUCAACACGCUGCUAAUACUGUUACUGGUGCUGCACAUAUGCUGGACCUAUCUGAUUAUGCAGAUUGUGAUCAAGGCAAUCAAAUCAGGACAGAUGGAAGGUGAUGUGCGGUCCAGUUCCAGCGAGGAAAUCUCCGACAGUUCGGAAAAUUCUCGCCCACUCCUAACGAACGGUGGUACACCGAAGAAGCAGCUGAGCAAGAACGGCACGACAAAGACGGGCAGUGUCGGUGCUUCCCCGAAGAAGAAACAAUAAAGUGUGUUGCGAUGACCUUUGUUAGGUGUUAGGCAUGUGACCACUCAUCACCUAGAAGCGCAUCACGUGUAAACGUACCAUAAGAUAGGCUGCAAGGAAAACAAAUUAUUCUGGGGCGGGGGACGGUAACGGUUAAACAACAAAAUAGGGGUGAAAUCAAACAUCCACAUUUCUAUGUCAUAUUUGUGUUGUAUCUGCUAAAGCUAACAAUGAGCAUCUAAUAUUGCUGCUAUAAUACAACAUGAAUUCCUUGUAAUAUCGAUUUCCCUAAAGGUUUAGGUCGGAAAGCGAAAUUCAAACGUUUGCCUCGUUUAAAGGUACUAUUUAAACUGGCCACCAUCAUUUGGUGCAACCGAACCGGGCGACGGUUCCAUACAUGGUACAGAGUAGUGAAAUUUAAGAAGGAAACAUUUAAAGCUAACAUAAAAGCAAAUCCAGUUUUUCAUGAGUAUAUUUUUGUUUGUUCGUUUUUCUUUCCUGCUAUAGAAUACAUUUAAGCGAUAGAAAUAGAGUUAAAAUAAUUGAUGAAAAUCCUUCCAUGCGUUGAAGGUUGGAUUAUGAAUGCAGUGCUUUCGUGCGUGUAAUGACGGAAAUCAUGUUUGUACGAACAAAUAGUUUUUAGGAAGAAAAGGAAAUCAAAGGAAAUGAAAAGGAAAAAAAGUCGAAAAUGCAAAAAACUAGACAUAAGUAUUUAUUAGCUAAGGAAAAACUAGAAAGAAAUACACGAAAACGGUGUGUGAAAGAAGAAUAAGUGAUUGAAUGUAAAAGGAAACAAAACCACAACAAAAAAAAAACAAAUGGCGGAACGUUUGAUCGGUACAGGGUGAAUUAGCAAUGGGAGAAGCAAGUUAAAGUUGCAGAAAUCACAGGCCUGUUUGUGUUAAAGCAAACUUUCUCGUUUUGGGAGAGGAUACAAAUAAUAAAUAAUUUGAACGUGAUGAUGAAAAGAAAAUGAGAUAUAAAAAAAACAUACAAUUUUGCGGUACGUUUUACACUGUUUGUGUGGUAUACGGCCACACAAAUUCACGUUUGUCACUUGGUUGUCUUGGUAUGUCUUUUUAUGGGUAAUAAUUUGGCUGGAAUGGGUGUUUUGAGAGAAAGAUAAAUCUAAAAUGGCGAUACAUUCCGUAAACCGCCUCCUCCAGCUGGCUGUUUCCAGAGCAUUAUACAUUUGAAAAAAAAAACAAAUAUUGCAUUUGGGUUAAUGGAUUUUGUGACAGAAAGUUGACAAACCCAUCAACUCAAUGCUUUUGUUCGGUAUGUUAUCGUGUGUAGAUGGUUUUAAGGGGUAAGGAAAAACUGAAUUUGCCGUUAUAUAAAGCAAACGAAAAGGCGAUUGUGCUUCGUAAAUCAUGGAAAAGUCUAACCGAUGCUUAGCUAAAUACUCGACAAAUCCCGGUUGCUGAUGUGUACUGCUGGAAAUAUCAUUCUUUAACAUUACUUUACUAAAGCAUUAUUAGAUGGCAUGGGGUUUUACUCCCUUUUCCCCCAAAAUACUAUAUGUACAUGCAAACGAGAAAUAUCUCAAUGGCGAACUUCAUCGAUCAUGUCGGAUCAAUGUGUAGCUUAUUUUGAGCAGGAAACAGGCCAGAUCGUUAUUGUGUUUUCUUGUUUUACCAAAGUUUAUUAUUUAUGAAGCAAAGAAUGUCUUUUGAAAAACAAAUCCAGAAGAGAUGUAACACAAAAAUUUAGCGAAAAUGUACAUCUUGGUGUUAUGUUUCACGUUCUUCAUUUCCUUUAGUACCAGUACCAUGAGAUUUUGUACGUAGAUGAGGUGUCCUGUGCUUCAAAAAUAUAUCCUGUAUAAGACUGCUUAGCAGAGUGAAGAUGGAUGAGUUGGGUUGGCGACGGGAUGGGAAGGAAAUCGAAACAUUGCAACACUUGCAAAUGCGAUGGGUGAUAAUGGGGGCGUGCGAAACGGAGACAACAAAACAAAACAAAAAGCUGUAGAUAAUAGUAAAAAUUUUAUAAUCCUUACGAACUCACUAUAUGAUGAUGGAUGAAAGUCCUUCAUUUUCGAAAAAUCUUCGCUUGAGUGUCCUUACGGAAAAUGUACCGAAUCGUACAUUUUAACCUGUGUUAUUUUUUUGCUCGUACAACUAAUAUUACUCAACAAGGCCGGUAUAACUAAAUAAAGCAGCAACAAAUAAAACACACUUCCCGGUCCGUUCCAAACUCCAUCAAAAUUUUGCAAUCGUUCCCCUCGUUCGUACGUUGACGGUUGCUUUUCUUAGUGUUCGCUCGUGCAUAACGAUUUAAUCGGAAAGCGAAUCCAUUUACCAGCUAAUUUAUAGAUAAAUGUUCACAAGCGCAUUAUUAACAAACGUGUAAUAAAACAAACCAUAAGUAAAUCCACUUCUUUCACCUGUUUGCUAGAAAAAGGGGCCUGUUGGUUUGAUAUAUAGGGGAAGGUGAAAUGUUUAGCGAAACACGCAUCACGGCAAAAAACAGUGAGUCAAUAGUUAAAACAAAAUAAAACCUGUUUCGUGGGAACAAAAUAAA